AUGGAGAACGAUUCUCUGAUUGCCUACCUGGAGAUGAUGACCGCGGGGAUGGCUCGCCUCGUCGUGGAUGUUCUCCCGCGCAAGGCGGAGGCGUAUGCGGUGGCGGAAGGAGGAUUGAAGGAGGUGGCGGACUUGUGUGAAGGGAGAUCGGAGGAGUCGAUUGAAUCAGUCGGAACGAAUAUUAGGCUUGUGAAGGCAGACGGUGGAGGGUUUUCUGUGAAGAAGAGGGAGAGACCGCCGUGUGAAGAAGAGAGAGAGAAUUACCAUAUAGAUAGGAAAUCAACUUUAUAUUAUCUCCUUGUCGGGCCCCCGGAUCACGCCCGCUGCCCCUUGCCCCGAUUUGAAAUCCUUGCUCGGACCGGUGACGACUCUAUUCGCCCUCGCCUUGACGGUGAAGACAUUCGCCUGAACGUGCCGCUGGUGUUGGAGCCCUGA
This is a messenger RNA of Striga asiatica, 435 nucleotides long. Lineage: Eukaryota; Viridiplantae; Streptophyta; Magnoliopsida; Lamiales; Orobanchaceae. The record is from the annotation of a GenBank genome assembly.